Molecule: messenger RNA, 3273 nt
Organism: Monomorium pharaonis (pharaoh ant)
Lineage: Eukaryota; Metazoa; Arthropoda; Insecta; Hymenoptera; Formicidae
Exons: 20
Biological process (GO): cilium movement; cilium assembly
Cellular component (GO): extracellular exosome; motile cilium
Molecular function (GO): protein binding
Source: RefSeq, a predicted model, not a curated record
AUGGAAGAGGCUUCGGUUCAAGACGAGGCGAUUGAAAGUAGCAUCAAAAUAAUUAUAGAGUCCAUCGAAAAUAUUACGGUGAAGGAAGUGACUGCCGUAUCAUUCGUCGUGAUGCAUAAUGACGUAGCGCUCGGAGAAAGUACUCCUAUCAUUAUCGAUCCGGGUUUCAAGGAACCGCCGCAAAUUUACGACGUCAAUUUCGCGGUCGUGUUUUCAUUUAUAGUUAACCGCCGCAAUAGCGUGGAUUCAAUCGUAUCGGCGCCGAUUUUAAUAAAGGUAACGUGCGACAUCCAAGGCCAACAGUUGCCCGAUUCCGCCAGAUCAGUCGCGAAUUCGAAGAAGAAAGUAGCGACGGUCGCCUCGCAGCAGCGGACGCCGACUUCAUCGAGCGUAAUUGGUUUUUGCAAUCUCGAUCUAAUGCCGAUAUUGCUAGUUCUACGACCUUGGCCGCCAGGUGAAAGAUCACUCGUCGAGAAACUGAUAGUGCAAACGCCACAUCUCUCGUUCGACGGCGACGCGGUCUCGUGGCAGAAUCUUCCUUUAUUAAACGCGACAGUAAUAUACGACGGCGAGGAGAUAUUUCCUUCGAAGGCAGAAAUUAAUUUUCUAAGCGUUACGGUGGAAAGUAUCUACAAUCCACCGAUCUUUUUCGCCGAAGACGCGGAUUACAAAGCUGGCACGAUAAUAUACGUCGACAAUGAGAUUCCGGAGAACGUGAUAUUUGAGGACGGUAAGUGGACAAAAUACCGCGACUUGGAAAAAACCAAACGUUGGCGAAGCUUGUCAAAAUUACAGAGUCGCGCCAGAUUAUCAAAAUGGAAACUCGAUCGCGAUUAUGCGCGUAUAAAAAAUACGCUCGGCGUAGAACUCGAUUUACAGAAAGAAGUGUGUCAGGAUAAACCUAGGAUCGAGUGGAACUUUAUGAAUCGCAGUACAUUGCGUGAGGUGGAAAGCGAGAUGAUGAAGAAACAUCUUAUCAAGUACACAUCACUAGUAGAAUUUCUACUUUAUCAAUCUUAUCUCGACUUAUCGGAGCUCGUUUUCCCGGGAAGUAAGAGCGAACAAAUUUUAAUAUGCUUAGGAAUAUUUGUUACGUUUCUAAGUUUUAAUCAAAUCUUUUCUGUAGUAAAAAGUACUCGUGUAGUUGCGCAAUUGUACACGCACGAUGCGUCGAUUAUGGCCGAGAAGACUGCCUUAGAAGACGAUAUUUUCCAUAUAGAUCCUUGGAAUAAAGACUUAAAGGUUGACAAUUUCACAUACUUAAAAAAAUCACAAUAUUAACAAUCUUAAUAUUCCACGGACGUCGAAGCAACGCAAAGCACUCCGUUAAUUACGGAGUCUGGCGAGCCGGUGUUUGUCGUAAUCGAAGUCGAGCUUUUUCGUCCGCUUGUUCCUUGCAGACUCGAAACUGACUUUUCAAACAUAAUCGAGGAGAUAACGAAGCCGACGGUAACUAAGCCUUAUAUUUAUUCCGGCGACGUAGCGGAACAGCAAUACGCAACUUGUAUUCAGAAAAUAGUAGAGAUUCUUACGGAGAGCUACAGGGAUGAGCUAACUUGUUUCACGCAAUAUUUGUACAAAACCGGUAUGUACAUGGACAUUCGCAGCACUUUGAAGAUGAAAGUGAUCACGCUGUUAGAUCAGAAAUUCAAGACGAGCAUAAGCACUUUACAGUCCAUCGACACCCAGAAUUUUGUAGCAUCCACGUACACAUAUCUCGUCGAGCAAAUGCACCUGGCCAUUAAUAAAAUUGUCGAAAGCCGCCUUGCGAAUGAGGAUUUACCAAGGAUUGCGAAACCUAAAAUUUUGUACUUCUACGCCGAAGAGGCCUACGAAUUGGGUCACGUAGAUGAUGCAAGGCGACAUUAUCAGGCCGCAAUUGCGGUAGACAGAAGUGACGCCGAAGCGUGGACAAAAUAUGCGAUCUUUCUUCUAAAAGUCGGCGACGCGAAGCGCGCGAAGGAAUGCUGCCGCGAAGCGAUUCUCGCGAACAGACGCGACAAAUUUGCCUUAUUGAUGUACGGAUUGAUUCUGGCCGAGGAUCAAAACUAUCGUGAAGCGGAGGUCUUUCUGAGAGCCGUUACCGAUUUCUACCCGCGAUUCGUCGAGGGAUGGGUUAUCCUGCAUCUGUUCUACACUCGUACAAAUUACAGUCCGGGGGUAGAUCUUACUUUGAGAAUAGCGGAGAAGUGCAUAAAAGACGACAACGGAGAGACGGAGAUCUCGAGCGAGGAUCCUAUCGCUUGGACAACGAUUCAUUGUCCGCGUGAUAACGCGUUCGUGAUAACGGCCACGCUCCUGAUAAAGCUGCAUUUCUGUAACGUAAUGUGUCUGCACUUAAAAUACCUCGUAAAAACUACACUGAAAAUAGUCUUAUUGAAUAAAUAAUUCAAUAAGACUCUUUUUUUCAGUAUAUGUAUAUAUGUGCAAACCGUGCUGUAUGUUAUAAUUAUUCGCGCGUUUAUACAGUUGGCUGGGCUAGUGUUGGCGGAAGAAAUGUCUCGCGCAGGUAGAUCCACUCACGUUCUAUACUACAUGGCCGUGCAAUGUUAUUUACUACAGCGAUACGAAGAAGCUCUGUCGCAUCUAAAAGAGGCCGAAUACAUUUACGGACUGGAUUAUUCGAUAAGCAGUUUAAUGGGGCAUUGUCACUUUCAAGAGGGUAAUUUCGCGGAGGCUAUCCAUUGUUACGAGUUCGCCAACGCGACAUUUAACAGGCCGGACGACGUGCAUCUCGUGCAGACAAGAAUGGGACAACAUUACGAAAAUAUCGGCAAUUACGAGCGCGGGUUAAAGACCUUCCUCAGCGUGUGCCGAACGUCACCGACCGCGGAAACGUGGCUUGGCGCGGGGAUCGCUUUUUUUGAGCUGCGGCGAUUCGCGGAAGCCGAGGCGGCCUUAACAGAAGCGAAUCGAAUCGACAAUCGUAACGAGACCGUCUGGAAGUACCUGUGUCUGUUAAACAUGUCCUUAGAGCGUCACGACGAGUUCGCUCAGUGUUACGGACAGAUCGCUCAGGACAAUAAGGCUUUCUCUCUGGAGAAACGUUUCCUCAAACCGCGAGAGGGAAAACCGGGAUCGGUCAUGCUCUAGAUGCUGCCUGUAGCAUAUAAAUUUCCCCUCUUUAACUCGGAGAUUUAGUUAGCCGCUUCGCAAUUGCAAUGAGAUUGACGUGCACUCUUGUUAUACUGUGUCUGGUUGAGAUAGCGAUCUUUACGACGAUUAGUUGCGAUGAGUCAAGCAGCACAAUGCGUCACUCGAUUUUGAAAAAAG